Messenger RNA from Aphidius gifuensis, 1175 nucleotides. Its product is annotated as beta-catenin-like protein 1. Gene Ontology annotation, cellular component: spliceosomal complex. The record is from RefSeq and is a predicted model, not a curated record. Lineage: Eukaryota; Metazoa; Arthropoda; Insecta; Hymenoptera; Braconidae. The transcript has 5 exons. The annotation marks the transcript as partial.
CUAUAUUCGAAAAUUUACUGGAAUUUAGACCAGAGCUUUGUGUUGAUGCUGGAAAACAGGGACUUUUACAGUGGUUAUUGCGUAGAUUGAAAGCUAAAAUACCAUUUGAUGCUAAUAAAUUAUAUGCCAGUGAAUUAUUAUCAAUUUUACUACAACAAACACAAGAAAAUAAACUACUUCUUGGUGAUAUUGAUGGCAUUGAUGUUCUUCUUCAACAAUUAUCUCAUUACAAGAGACAUGAUCCACAAUCAGCUGAAGAACAAGAAAUGAUGGAAAAUCUUUUUAAUGUAUUGAUAUCAAGUUUAAUUGUACCAGUUAACAGAGAAAAAUUUUUAAAAGGAGAAGGCUUGCAGCUCAUGAAUUUAAUGCUUCGUGAAAAAAAAAUGUCUAGAAAUGGAUCACUAAAAGUAUUGGAUCAUGCUAUGAAUGGUCCAGAUGGAAAAGACAAUUGUAUGAAAUUUGUUGAUAUUCUUGGCUUGAGAACAAUAUUCCCUUUGUUCAUGAAAACACCAUCAAAAAAUCGUAAAAAAGUAUUUACAACUGAUGAACAUGAAGAGCAUGUUGUGUCAAUUGUUGCUAGUAUGUUGAGAAAUUGUAAAGGUCAACAACGUCAACGUUUAUUGAGUAAAUUUACUGAAAAUGAUUAUGAAAAAGUUGAUAGAUUAAUGGAGUUACAUUUUAAAUAUCUUGAAAAAGUUGAACAAGUUGAAAGUAAUACCAAGGAAGAUGAAGAAGAAGAAGAAUCAUAUUUAAAAAGACUUGAUGGUGGAUUAUUUACAUUACAAUUGGUUGAUUUUAUUCUUCUUGAAGCUUGUGCUGGUUGUCCACCAGCUGUUAAACAGAGAGUCACCAGGAUACUUUCACAAAGAAGAGCUUCAUUAAAAACUAUUCGUCAUAUUAUGAGAGAAUACGCUGGUAAUUUGGGAGAUGCUGGUGAUUCAGAAUGGCGAGAGGCUGAACAACAACACAUACUUCAAUUAAUUGAUAAAUUUUAAUUAACGAUAUAGUUUUGAAUUUACUUUUUAUUUCUUUAAAUUAAUCAUGAUUAAAUGUUAAAUAAAAAAUUUUUUUUUUCACACGAAGUGUUUAAAAAAAUACAUAUUAUUGACAAAAUUAUUAACAGCUUCAACAACAAUAUAAUUAUUAAUAAAAUUUAACAAAAAAAAUAAAAAAAA